This is a messenger RNA of Lachancea meyersii CBS 8951, 240 nucleotides long. Lineage: Eukaryota; Fungi; Ascomycota; Saccharomycetes; Saccharomycetales; Saccharomycetaceae. The record is from the annotation of a GenBank genome assembly.
AUGUUUGUGAACUGGAUUUUAGACUUUUGUUUGAGCAUGACGUGGCCAAAAAUGGAAUCUACAAUGAGUGCAUCAGGGGGUCUCUAUUUCUAUGGCGCUUUCAAUAUCGUUCUCUGGAUUUUAACGUUCCUAUGUAUUCCAGAGACAAUGCGAUUUACAUUGGAACAACUUGACGAAAUAUUCAAAGUUGGUAUUUCGAAUCAUAUUAAGAAAGUUUUACGCAGGCCGGUUUGCAAUUAG